Messenger RNA from Funneliformis mosseae, 2469 nucleotides. Lineage: Eukaryota; Fungi; Glomeromycota; Glomeromycetes; Glomerales; Glomeraceae. The record is from the annotation of a GenBank genome assembly.
AUGACUUCGAAUCCUGGCCUUCAAUCAAUAUCAGAUCUUACAGCCUCAACCCACUUAACUACAGGAGAUAUUCCACCACCACUUGUAGGUUCCUCUACAACUGUUAUAGACACUCGAUUAUAUUUAUUCGCGGGACGUCUUGUAUCUUCUCGACGAAUGACAAAUGAAUUAUACGUACUUGAUUUAGAAACAUAUGUAUGGACAAAAUUUCAAGAUCCUGAUCAAAUAGCACCUAAAGCUAGAUAUUUUCAUUCCGCUAAUCAGUACAAGAAUUCAAUCGUAUUUUUUGGUGGUAUGGGAUAUUCAAAAUCUUCAAAUGAUGGUUUAUGUGUGUUAGAUGAUGUGUCUAUCUUCGAUUUGGACACUUUCACUUGGAAUCAUCCUGAGAUAUCACCUUCACCUUCUUCUCCAAAACCAAGAUAUGCUCAUUUGGCUGCUGUAACUGCAAAUAAGUUGAUGGUGGUAGGUGGUCAAGACAUGUCCAACUCUUAUAUUGAAGAAAUUAAUGUGUUGGAUUUGGAUGAAAAGACUUGGACCUCAUCACGACCUUUUGAAAAACAUUGCGGUGCAUAUCGUUCGGUGGCAGUUAGUAGCACUAAUCAUACUAAUUUCCCAUUAUUUAGUAAUAAUAUUAGUGACUCUUCUUCAAUUGCGUCGUUUGAUGACUCAACCUCCUCUUCUCCUUCGAAUUCAUCAGACUCAAACGUUACUACACCUUUGAGAAAGUCAACUUCUCAGCAGGCUUUACCCACCACAAAUAAUAUUUCUAAUCCCAUUCGUAAACCACCAUCAGUUGGUGCUUUCAAUCGUUCAGGUUCUCUACGUAGAACGCCUUCAGGUCAAACCCUUAUGCGCUCACGUUCUAUCAAAAGAUUACAAUCUUCGGGCAGUUUAUUUUACCGACUUUCAUAUACGACUAGUGUUACUGAAGAAAAUCCGAAUCCAAUUUAUUUAUAUUCGAAUUAUAAUUUUACUGCUGUGAAACGUGAACUACAAAUUAUCGCACCACCUACAACGUCAAAUUAUCAAAUCAUGGAUCAUUCUUCAAAUAUGACGGGUGCAACCUUACCUCCGGGUCUUCGUUUCCCAACUGGAACGAUCCUUGGACAGCAUCUUAUUAUAUCAGGAACCUACUUAACAAACACUAGUCAAACUUUUAGUAUAUGGGCUUUAAACCUUGCAAAUCUGGUUUGGACACGGAUUGAUACUGGUUCAUGUUUCUUACAAGGUUCAUGGAACAGAGGUAUCCUUUGUGAAUCAGCAAACAAAUAUUUUGUACUUGGUCACCGCGAUAGAUCACUUGUUGAUGAUUAUAAUCAUCGACAAACAAAUUUCGAUCAUGUAACUGUUGUAGAUUUGGAAGCAUUUGGAGUGUAUCAACCGCCACCUGCUACAAUGGCCACGAAUGCGCAAGAAUUAGGAUUGACGUUAUUGAACGAUACUAAUCUGGCGGAUUUUGAAAUUGUAACGCAAGACGAUAAGCGAAUACCUGUUAAUUCACAAUUAUUAUCACAAAGGUGGCCGCAUUUUAAGGCAUUAGUUGAUCAACAAGCGGACAGAGCGCCAAAACCAAAAUAUGAUCAAGAGACGGUAAAAGAUCUGGAUGAUGAGCCGAUAUUAAUGUAUCAUCAUAGGGCCCUAGAGUUUCCUGAGCCAUACUCCGUUACAUUGGCAUUUUUACAAUUUCUAUAUACUGAUCAUCUUCUUACAUCGCAACAACAUCAGCCUCAAGUUUUGGCGCAACUGUUGCUGCUGGCGGAUAUGUAUGAUUUAGAUCGUUUACGACAGUUGGCAUCACAUGCAUUACAUCAAUCUUUAAGUAUGUCAACAGCUGCAUUAAUUUAUGAAACAGCUGCACUUUCACAUCGAACGGGUUUACAAAUUCGUGCUCUUAAGGUCAUGAUUGCCGCAAAGAAAAUGCUUCAACAGCAACAGCAGCAAAGGGAUCCGACAGUGUCACGAGGAGGCAGCGUAUCAUCAACUCGCAUUUCAAUGGUUGACUCUGAUAUUUUAUCUUCUUCAAGUUGGGCAAACCCUGCAAGUCCUCCUUUAACGGCAGCUAUAUCAUCUGACACGAGAUCAUCUUAUUAUGAUCCAUAUUCAACGUCGAUAAAUUUGUCAUCACAAACUACACCUAUUCAGACAAGGACACGAUCUUCGUCAUCCGUAUCGGCUUAUAGUGGUUCAAUAUCUAAUCGUGGAUAUUUACCUACCAUACAAGAUAGUGUACAGCAGAAUGAUGUUAUGACUGGAGAACGAUCAAAUACUCCAACACCAACUCAGCGUUUACGAGCCACAAGAUCGAAUAGUUCACUGGCUUCAUCGGCAAGGUCUACUAGAAGUCAUGCAGCGAGUACAACUACGUUUGGCAGUAACAAUGUACCAAUACAUCAACAGUCAAUGUCAUCAGAACGUGUAUAUCAACAAGAAUCUGUUGGUUAUGCUGGUGGUGGUUUAACAGGAUUUUAA